Messenger RNA from Megalops cyprinoides (Indo-Pacific tarpon), 871 nucleotides. Its product is annotated as synaptobrevin homolog YKT6-like. NCBI's taxonomy places the organism in Eukaryota, Metazoa, Chordata, Actinopteri, Elopiformes, Megalopidae. Gene Ontology annotation, cellular component: Golgi apparatus. Gene Ontology annotation, biological process: endoplasmic reticulum to Golgi vesicle-mediated transport. The transcript has 8 exons. Gene Ontology annotation, molecular function: SNAP receptor activity. Bases 111 to 707 code for a protein of 198 amino acids. The record is from RefSeq and is a predicted model, not a curated record.
GUCGGCAAACUUUUGAGAGGGGACAAGCGAAGUCUGCUUAACAGCGACGUGUUUGGGAGAGAAUAUAGGCUGCUGGAGGGACGUGAAAUAACUUGCCUGGCCUGAGCAGCAUGAAGCUCUACAGCCUCAGUGUCCUUUACAAAGGGACGAACAAAGCCAACUUGCUGAAAGCGGCCUAUGACUUAUCUUCCUUUAGUUUCUUUCAGAGGUCCAGCGUGCAGGAGUUCAUGACAUUCACCAGUGCCCUGAUUGUAGAGCGGUCUUCGCAUGGCGGUCGGGCUUCUGUCAAGGAACAAGACUACCUGUGUCACGUGUAUGUACGGAAUGACUGUCUCAGUGCCGUUGUCAUUGCGGAUACCGAGUAUCCUCAACGGGUUUGCUUCACCUUGCUGGAUAAGGUACUGGAUGAAUUUUCAAAGCAGGUGGACAGCAUAGACUGGCCCUCUGGAUCUCCGGACACAGUCCGCUACACUGCGCUUGACAGCUACCUCGCCAGAUACCAGAAUCCUCGGGAGGCAGAUGCAAUGAGCAAAGUGCAAGCUGAGCUGGAUGAAACCAAAAUUAUUCUGCACAACACAAUGGAGUCCCUGUUGGAGAGAGGGGAAAAGCUGGACGAUUUGGUGCAGAAGUCAGAGCACUUGGGAAACCAAUCCAAAGCCUUCUACAAGACUGCACGGAAGCAGAACUCUUGCUGUGAGGUGAUGUGAUGGCACUGGACCUGCCUCUCUCAGCCCACUACUCCCACUACUCCACCCAAAAGCUUAACAGCACCCAGCAAGAGGUUUCUAUGAAACCAGCCCUGUCGGGGGGGAGUGGAAAGCUGAGAGAAAAUCCCAUCUAACGGGCUGGUUUGGGGCCUGGGUGGGAUGUG